Xenopus tropicalis (tropical clawed frog) is the source of this 1449-nucleotide messenger RNA. It is a transcript of the gene vtcn1l, whose product is annotated as V-set and immunoglobulin domain-containing protein 1 like. Bases 225 to 896 code for a protein of 223 amino acids. The transcript has 7 exons. Lineage: Eukaryota; Metazoa; Chordata; Amphibia; Anura; Pipidae. The record is from RefSeq and is a predicted model, not a curated record.
CUGAUGGGAAUGUUCAGUGUAAUGCAGUCAGUUCUGGCCAGGCGGUGACACUGAGCUGUUCUUGGCCCGGAGGCAACCCUGCUGCAAAUGUCACCCUGAUAUUUCAGAAUCAGAUAUACACAGCACAGGAUACACUGGCUCUGGAUAUACUCCUUGGUACUUUCUCAUCUGGGGCAGAACUGGCCUGCUUGGGUACACAAGAGGGACAGAUUACAGUCAGCACCAUGAUCUUAGAAACUCCAAUAGGUGCAACCAGUAACUCUGUCUCUUCAGUUAUGGAAGGAGAAAACAUCACCAUGUCUGUUAACUUAAACUGGAGCAGAACUGUUUCUCCUGGAUUUCAAGUACUUCCUGCAACAUUCUCCUGGUUCCAUCUUAACCCUGACCCUUCUCUUUUAACCAAUGGAGAAAAGAGCUCAGUCAUUUCCAGUCAUUAUAAAUCAGAGCUGGUGAUAUCUUCAGUGACUGCCAGUGAAAGUGGAAUUUAUAAAUGUGUCGCGGAAAACUUUUUGGGAAACUCAACAUUUUCCUUUGAACUCAGUGUGAAUACAGGUUCCAGCAGCAGCCAACUCUCCCCUGGUGCAAUAGCCGGCAUUGUGAUCGCUGCCCUGUUUGUUGUAGCGCUGAUACCUCUCACCGUAAUCUUCAUUCUCCACAAGACCAACAACAACAACUGUGCCCUUGUGAGCACCAAAACACUGUCUUUUGAUAACACACCUACAGCUCCCACAUAUGAGAAUGCAGAAACCCCAGCUGCAAACAACGCUACUUAUGACUGUGUUAUUAUAACUUCAGAGGAGAACAUGGCAGGAAAUAAUCCCCAUGAAUCAGCCUAUCAGGAUCUUCAGUUUCCCCAUCAUGAUUUGUAUAAGACUUUAAAGAAAAUUUCCAGUUAAUAAUUAAGCUUAUUCCCAAUGCUGAAAAUGAAAUACAGGCUCAUGAGCGAAAAGCAACCCUGUUCCUAAAAAAGAAGCAAAUGAGUUUUGGGUCAGAACACCCAGUUUUUGGGUUGUCCCAGGAGAACAAAACUGGGGUCACACAGAGAUGUCAAUUUGCCCAGACCUUGGGUGAAGGUACAUUGGGAAAAAGAAAUCAGUGUGGCGACAUCAGUGGACUCUUUACCUAUUUUGCUUAUUAGAUGUGACUUGGGACAGGUCUGAAGCUGAACUGUUUGCAGAACUACAUUGGAAUGUAUAUGGGAUAAACAUGUAAGAGCAUAUUCUUCCAAAAGGAGAGAGGUGUGAAACACAGACUUGUGAAGCCACCAGCACACCCUGGCCUCUUUAAUGUAUACACGCUCGGUGCUUGGUCCAGUAGGGUUUGUCACCCUGUCAAUUAAGCCAGUAGAAGAAAGGACCAACACAGCAGAGCUAAUGCAAUUAUUCAUUGUAUUAUAUUAUUCAUGUUAUAUAUAAAGCAUAAUGUAAUGUUUUUGCUCACCUAAACUCG